ACAGCUGCUUCAACAACAACUACAGCUGUUCCAACAACAACAAUCCUUCCUAUCACAACCACAGCUGCUCCAACCACAACAACAGCUGCUCCUACAACAACUACAGCUGCUCCAACCACAACAGCUGCUCCUACAACAACCACAGCUGUUCCAUUCACAACCACAGCUGCUCCAACCACAACUACAGCUGCUCAAACCACAACUACAGCUGUUCCAACCACAACAGCUGCUCCUACAACAACCACAGCUGCUCCUACAACAACUACAGCUGCUCCAACCACAACAGCUGCUCCUACAACAACCACAGCUGCUCCAACCACAACAACAGCUGCUCCUACAACAACCACAGCUGCUCCAACCACAACAACAGCUGCUCCUACAACAUCCACAGCUGCUCCAACCACAACAACAGCUGCUCCUACAACAUCCACAGCUGCUCCAACCACAACAACAGCUGCUCCUACAACGACCACAGCUGCUCCAACCACAACAACAGCUGCUCCUACAACAUCCACAGCUGCUCCAACCACAAAAACAGCUUCUCCUACAACGACCACAGCUGCUCCUACAACGACCACAGCUGCUCCAACAACAACAACAGCUGCUCCUACAACAUCCACAGCUGCUCCAACCACAACAACAGCUGCUCCUACAACAACUACAGCUGCUCCAACCACAACAGCUGCUCCUACAACCACCACAGCUGUUCCAUCCACAACCACAGCUGUUCCAACCACAACCACAUCUGCUCCAACCACAACAACUGCUGCCCCUACAACAACCACAGUUCCUCCAACCACAACCACAGCUGCUCCAACAACUACAGCUGUUCCAACCACAACAACUGUCCUUCCAAUCACAACCACAGCUGCUCCAACCACAACUACAGCUGUUCCAAGCACAACAACAGCUGCUCCUACAACAACCACAGCUGCUCCUACAACAACUACAACUGCUCCAACCACAACUACAGCUGUUCCAACAACAACAACUAUCCUUCCUAUCACAACCACAGCUGCUCCAACCACAACAACAGCUGCUCCUACAACAACUACAGCUGCUCCAACCACAACAGCUGCUCCUACAACAACCACAGCUGUUCCAUCCACAACCACAGCUGCUCCAACAACAACUACAGCUGUUCCAACAACAACAAUCCUUCCUAUCACAACCACAGCUGCUCCAACCACAACAACAGCUGCUCCAACCACAACUACAGCUGCUCAAACCACAACUACAGCUGUUCCAACCACAACAACAGCUGCUCCUACAACAACUACAGCUACUCCAACCACAACAGCUGCUCCUACAACAACCACAGCUGCUCCAACCACAACAACAGCUGCUCCUACAACAACCACAGCUGCUCCAACCACAACAACAGCUGCUCCUACAACAUCCACAGCUGCUCCAACCACAACAACAGCUGCUCCUACAACAACUACAGCUGCUCCAACCACAACAGCUGCUCCUACAACAACAACAACAACAGCUGCUCCUACAACAACCACAGCUGCUCCAACCACAACAACAGCUGCUCCUACAACAACUACAGCUGCUCCAACCACAACAGCUGCUCCUACAACAACCACAGCUGCUCCAACCACAACAACAGCUGCUACUACAACAACCACAGCUGCUCCAACCACAACAGCUGCUCCUACAACAACCACAGCUGCUCCAACCACAACAACAGCUGCUCCUACAACAACCACAGCUGCUCCAACCACCACAAAAGCUGCUCCUACAACAACUACAGCUGCUCCAACCACAACAGCUGCUCCUACAACAACCACAGCUGUUCUAUCCACAACCACAGCUGCUCCAACAACAACUACAGCUGUUCCAACCACAACAACUGUCCUUCCAAUCACAACCACAGCUGCUCCAACCACAACAACAGCUGCUCCUACAACAACCACAGCUGCUCCAACCACA
Girardinichthys multiradiatus is the source of this 1938-nucleotide messenger RNA. Its product is annotated as mucin-5AC-like. The transcript has 2 exons. NCBI's taxonomy places the organism in Eukaryota, Metazoa, Chordata, Actinopteri, Cyprinodontiformes, Goodeidae. The record is from RefSeq and is a predicted model, not a curated record. The annotation marks the transcript as partial.